AUGAAGGAUGCUCUGUUGGACAAUACUACAAUGCCCAUUUUUGCUAUGUGGAGAGAUGGUAGUGUGACAUUUCCAAAUGCUGCCGCCCGCCGGUUGUUUCGCAAGAACGCCGACUUCGACCAAGCCAGCGACGGUUUCGAGCUGCUUUCGAAUUGGGCUGUUUACACCGACGAUUUUUCAAGACAGUUGGAGCCUGAGGAGUACCCUAUAUCAGUUCUUGUCAGAACACAGACGCCCUUUGAUGGGAUGCGAAUCGGCAUGCUUGGGGCUGAUGGUUCGAAAAUAGUCUUUGACACGUUGGGCGAAGCCAUACGCGACAACACCACUGGCGAAUUUCUGGCAGGCGUUGUGACUUGUCGGGAUGUCACAAAGAUGGCUCAGGAAAUCACUCAGAUCAAGGAGAAGGACGAGGAGAGAUUCAAGCUCAUCUGUGAUACUAUGCCUCAGUUGGUGUGGACGACAACACCCGAUGGCAUGCAUGACUUCUUCAAUAGCCGAUGGUACGACUACACAGGUCUUUCGGAAGAAGAUUCGCUCGGCUUAGGCUGGAAACACCCUUUUCAUCCGGACGAUAUGCCCGAAACAGUUAGACGCUGGAGUCACUCAUUGCGGACUGGGGAGCCAUAUGUCAUGGAAUAUCGUUGCCGAAGUAAGGAGGGCGAAUGGAGAUGGAUGCUUGGACGGGCUUUGCCAUUCCGGGAUCCAGAGACUGGAAAGAUCGAGAAGUGGUUUGGAACUUGUACAGAUGUUCACGAAACCAUGGAAACUAAAGAAGCGGCUAGAAGAACGCGACAACAGCUUCUCAGCGUUUUGAAUCACGCCCAGGUGACAAUAUUCACGGUGGACCGCAGUCAAAACGUGACUAUGCUCGAAGGUGCUCUACUUUGGGAUGCGGCCGGCAUGGAUCAUGAGGCCGGGUCUCGAUGGUACAUUGGAAAAAAUGUCCACGAUGUUUUCGGUCAUCUCCGGCCUCGAUUGCCGCAGGGUGAUAAUGCUGAAUUCCUGUCACCCAUAAAAGCCAUUAUCAAGGGAGAGACCUUAGAAGCCGUCCGGGAGCACGGCAUUAGUGAUCGAGCAUACAGGACACGCUUCCUGCCAAUCUUCGGGAAGAGAAAUACCGAUGGACGAAUUACUGAGAGCGCCGUCGAAGGAGUGAUUGGCGUCAUCAUGGAUGUCACAGAGCUAAAAGCUAAAGAGGCGGAUAUAGCCGUACAAGCAAAGGAAAAGAGACAGCUUGUCGAGAAUGAGGCUGCUGCCAAGGAGGCAAGCAGGUUAAAGAGCCAGUUCCUUGCAAACAUGUCACACGAGAUCAGAACACCAAUUACCGGCGUCAUCGGCAUGGCUGAACUACUCCUUGAUGUCGAGCUUCACGAAGAACAGCGCGAUUACGCCGAAAACAUUUAUCGAUCUGCUAACGCUCUUCUUACCGUCAUCAAUGAUAUUUUGGACUUCUCGAAGGUGGAAUCUGGACGACUCGAUAUCGAGGAGGUUCAAUUCUCCAUGUCCGUUAUUGUUAAGGAUGUGAGCAAGAUGUUAAGUUUUGCAGCGGAGAGGAAAGAUCUCGACUUCCAGAGAGACAUCGACCCUGAUAUCGAAAACGAUCUCAUUGUUCUCGGAGAUCCAGGUCGCGUGCGCCAAAUUAUUACAAACUUGCUGACCAACAGUAUCAAAUUCACCAGUGCGGGCCAUGUCAAAUUCUCCGUUUUGAAGGAAAAGGAGGACUUGAAUACUGUCGAAAUCAGAUUUGUGGUCGAAGAUACUGGCAUUGGCAUCGAUGAUGAACAGAUUGCCCUUAAAACGAUAAAGAAACUUGGUUUCAAUACAUCAGCUGCCUGGAAUGGAAAGGAGGCACUCGAAUACCUCACUGCUGCCAAAGACGGCGAUCAGAAAAAGCCAGAUAUCAUCCUGAUGGAUGUGCAGAUGCCUGUCAUCGAUGGGUACAAAUGCACACACGUACUUCGACACCACGCACCUUACAACUCUUAUGUCAAUGAUGUACCUAUCAUUGCAAUGACAGCAUCUGCGAUUCAAGGUGACAAGGAGAAGUGCAAGAAGGCAGGGAUGGACGAUUAUCUAGCAAAGCCAGUCAAGAGUAGAGUAUUGGAGCAGAUGCUCGUUCGUUGGAGUACUAGCAAGCGGACGGAGUCUCCAACGCGAUCCACCUCACAUGCAUCUAAUUGCUCUGAGAGCGGUGAUACUUGUGCCAAUGCCGAGAUUCCGGCCGUUGGUCUCGAUCGAACGUUUGAUACAUCAACACUGGAGGUUGAAGGCGUCCUGGAAGGUCGCAGAUCCAAUUCGAGUCUGCUUACGCCUCGUGGUCCGACACGGGCCGGAUCGUCGGAGAGUCAGAUGCAGUUGAAGAUUGAUGAACUCUCCUUGGCGGCUCCAGAACCACACCACGAGUCACAGGAUGAGCAUACUAGGCGACAGAGAACGGAUGAGAGGGCUAAGCAGGGCCGCGACGAUAAGCUGAUGCACGCCGCGGGCGGUGCAGGCGAGUCGCUGAAGCAUACGUCCGUACAGAGUGGCGAUUCGUUGACCGAAGCAAACGUGGAGAAGUUUACGCAGCAAGAGUCCAGGCGACGCCGCAAGUCGUAG
Messenger RNA from Phaeoacremonium minimum UCRPA7, 2598 nucleotides. Its product is annotated as putative histidine kinase hhk6p protein. Gene Ontology annotation, biological process: phosphorelay signal transduction system. Gene Ontology annotation, molecular function: protein binding; phosphorelay sensor kinase activity. The transcript has 6 exons. The record is from RefSeq and is a predicted model, not a curated record. NCBI's taxonomy places the organism in Eukaryota, Fungi, Ascomycota, Sordariomycetes, Togniniales, Togniniaceae. The coding region runs from base 1 to 2598 and encodes 865 amino acids.